Messenger RNA from Pieris macdunnoughi, 549 nucleotides. NCBI's taxonomy places the organism in Eukaryota, Metazoa, Arthropoda, Insecta, Lepidoptera, Pieridae. The record is from the annotation of a GenBank genome assembly.
AUGAGUGUCGGAGCCAUUAGUGCACCCCCCUUCCUCACACCCCCACUCCACCCGGCCACCACUAAGCCCACGUACCUCUUUUAUUUCUCGCGCGGGGAUGAACUCCUUAAUGACAAACCUUACUAUAUCUUUUGUGGAGAACUGGCGAAAACGGAAAUAGCAAAGAGGUUAAAUGCAAUAAUUGCGCAAAUACUGCCGUUUCUCUCACAAGAUCACCAACAGCAAGUGGCCUCAGCUGUAGAAAGGGCGAAGCAGGUCACAAUGACGGAACUCAAUGCAAUUAUUGGGCAACAACGACCUGAUCUGCCAAGAUUACUACAACAAAUGCAUGCUGCCCAUCUUCCAGCUCAUGGAGCUCCGCCUUUGCCACUCCUAGGGCAAGGUGCUUUGCCCCCUGCGGGGCUACUCGGCCUAGGGGUACCUCCACAUCAUCCCCUCUCAGUGUUAGCAAAACCACCAGAUUUACACCGACCAGACGAUAAAGGAAACGAGGUGUCGUAUGUUUGCGUGCUCGACGUGUUUGCUCGCGCCGUCUCUGGGGACUAUUAA